Messenger RNA from Dothidotthia symphoricarpi CBS 119687, 2192 nucleotides. Its product is annotated as tripeptidyl-peptidase-like protein. Gene Ontology annotation, biological process: proteolysis. The record is from RefSeq and is a predicted model, not a curated record. The coding region runs from base 300 to 2120 and encodes 606 amino acids. The transcript has 2 exons. NCBI's taxonomy places the organism in Eukaryota, Fungi, Ascomycota, Dothideomycetes, Pleosporales, Dothidotthiaceae. Gene Ontology annotation, molecular function: tripeptidyl-peptidase activity; serine-type endopeptidase activity.
AUCUCUCAUAGGUUGAACCUACAUUACCUAUCGUCCAAUGUCACUCUAAUCUCUGAUCACUCACCUUCCUCAUGCAGUGUAGAUAUGCGGUGUUCAAGCAUGUCGCACGGCUCAUGAUGCUAUGAUCGUCCGUUUGUAACAGUGGCGUCAAACUGUGCUCUUGCCUUCUUCAUUUGGAAAGCUUAUUUCCCUUAGUAUGCGACAGGCGUAAACAGGUCCCAGUAUAAACUCUCAUUUCGUCCCCUUCUUUGUUCGUUGUCGCUAUUAUCUUCCUUAGCGUCGCAUCAAUAUCAUUCGCUAUGAGGUACGCUUUGUUUGCGGGCCUACUGGCCUUUGCCACAGUUGAUUGCAGGUCGACGUCUCAUGUCGAUGUCGAGAACCUGCGCCGAGUACCUGAGGGUUGGAGUGAGGUUGGUGCUCCGGCACAGGACCGCAAGUUGCAUUUCCGUAUUGCUGUUCGCUCGCCGGACCAAGAUUUAUUUGAGAGGACACUCUUGGAGAUCUCAACCCCUAGCCACCCGCGCUAUGGCCAACACUUGAAGCGUAACGAGCUCAAGGAUCUUAUCAAACCACGAGCGGAGUCUACCGACGCCGUACUCGGAUGGUUGGCACAAUCCGGUAUCGACGCUCGAGACAUCGAGAACGAUGGAGAGUGGAUUAAUUUCCACGCACCAGUUGAGAGAGCUGAAUCAAUGAUGGGCACGACAUUCAAGACGUAUCAAAGCGAAGUGCGUCCGGGUCUCAAAAGAAUACGUUCUUUGAGCUACGCAGUGCCCAUGGAGAUACGCGAUCACAUCGAAAUGAUACAGCCAACUACUCGCUUUGGCCAAAUCAAAGCCGCGUACAGCCAAGUCCUAUCCCACGAGGCAGUGCCUUUCUCCAUCUCUGCAGUCAACGCUACCUGCAAUUCGACCAUUACGCCAACAUGUCUUGCAGAGCUGUACAACUUCGCCGAUUACAAAGUCAGCCCCAAGGGUAAAGUGACCUUGGGUGUGAAUGGUUUCCUAGAGGAAUACGCCCGCUUUGCCGACUUCGCUCAAUUCGCAAAGUUGUAUGCACCUCAGGCUGUCAACAGCACAUUCUCUUGGACCUCUGUCAAUGGGGGUGUUCUUGACCAGAACUCUACGAGCGACAGCGUGGAGGCCAAUCUCGACAUCCAGUACACGGCAGGUAUUGUAGCACCAAUCAUCAAAACCAACUACUUCAGUACUCCCGGUCGCGGCGAACUGGUCCCAGAUCUUGACCAACCCGACCAGAGUGAGAACGGAAACGAACCCUAUUUGGAUCUCUUUACAUAUCUGCUUGGGUUGCCAGAUGCAGAGCUUCCACAAGUGCUUACCACGUCCUACGGCGAGGAUGAACAAAGCGUCCCGCCUACAUACGCCAAGUCCGUUUGCAACCUGAUCGGUCAACUCGGUGCUCGCGGAGUAUCUGUAAUCUUCAGCAGCGGCGACACCGGCGUAGGAUCAGCCUGCCAAACCAACGAUCAAAAUAAAACCACGCGAUUUCUCCCAAUCUUCCCCGCCGCAUGCCCAUACGUUACAUCAGUCGGCGGCACCACGUAUAUCUCGCCCGAACGAGCGGUUGGUUUCUCCUCGGGAGGCUUCUCAGAUCUCUGGCCGCGCCCGGCGUAUCAAGAUAAGGCUGUGCGCAAGUACCUCAAGAAGCUCGGCAGUCAGUGGGAGGGACUUUAUAAUCCUGCCGGUCGCGGCUUCCCCGACGUUGCUGCGCAGGGUCAGCGCUUCCGUGUAAUUGACAAGGGUAGUCUGAGAUCAGUGGCUGGUACCAGUGCCUCAGCGCCAGUUUUCGCUUCUGUGGUUGCAUUGCUGAACAAUGCUCGCCUUGCUGCAGGCAAGCCGGCACUAGGUUUCCUCAACCCGUGGAUUUAUGAGCAUGGUUAUAAAGGAUUGAACGAUAUCGUUGAUGGUGGCUCGUCGGGCUGCACGGGCAGGGACAUUUACUCUGGAUUACCAGCGCCCUUUGUGCCGUACGCUUCGUGGAAUGCUACCAAGGGGUGGGAUCCUGUUACUGGGUAUGGCACACCAAAUUUCGAGGAGCUGCUCAAGAUCUCGCAAGGUGGUGGUUAUGCUGGGCGACGUGGCUUGGACGGCAAGUUUUAAUCUGUGGUGGAUGUUUAUAACAUAGUCUUAUCUACCUCUUGCUCGGUUGACAACUACGUGCGAAAAAUCCGU